AUGGCUGAAGAAGGUACUAUCAUUCCUCUUCUUACCCCAUACAAGAUGGGAAACUUCAAUCUGUCUCACAGAAUCGUUUUGGCACCACUGCUCAGAGCAAGAUCUUACAACAAUGUUCCUCAGCCUCAUGCUAUUUUAUAUUACUCUCAGAGAACUACCAAGGGAGGGCUUCUGAUAGCUGAAUGUAACGCUAUUUCAGCCACUUCUCAAAGCCAUCCAAACACACCUGGUAUAUGGUCAAGAGAGCAAGUAGAAGCAUGGAAACCUAUUGUGGAUGCUGUUCAUGCCAAAGGUGGAAUAUUUUUCUGUCAGAUUUAUCAUGUUGGAAGGGCUUCAAAUCCAGAUUUUAAGCAAACUGGGCAAGCUCCAAUAUCAUCUACGAACAAGCCACUGUCACGAGCACCUUUCUUGGUACCAAGGCAGCUAGAGAUAGAUGAAAUUCCUCAUAUUGUCAAUGGCUUCAGAUGUGCAGCAAGGAAUGCUAUCGAGGCUGGCUUUGAUGGAAUCGAGAUUCACGGGGCUCAUGGUUAUUUGAUUGACCAGUUUUUGAAAGACCAAAUAAAUGACAGAACAGACAAAUAUGGUGGGUCCAUUGAGAACCGUUGCCGCUUUGCAUUAGAAGUUGUUGAAGCUGUUGUUCAAGAAAUAGGGGCAGAUAGAGUGGGAGUAAGGUUAUCACCUUUUGCUCAAUACAAUGAAAGUGGUGACUCUAAUCCUGAAGCAUUGGGCCUUUACAUGGUUAAAUCUCUGAACAAAUAUGGUAUUCUUUACUGCCACAUGGUUGAGCCAAGGAUGGAUAUAUCUAAUGAGAAAGGAGAAACCACUCACUGUCUUGUACCAAUGAAGAAGGUAUUUAAUGGAGCUUUUAUUGUUGCUGGAGGUUAUAACAAAGAAGAAGGUAAUAGGGCUGUGGCAGAGAACAGAGCCAAUCUUGUUGCAUAUGGUCGUUUGUUCUUGGCUAAUCCAGAUUUGCCCAAGAGAUUUGAGCUUGAUGCAUCACUCAACAAGUACGAUAGGGACACGUUCUAUACUCCUGAUCCAGUUGUAGGUUACACUAAUUAUCCUUUUCUUGAAGACAGUGCUGGAUUUGUCUGA
Gastrolobium bilobum is the source of this 1095-nucleotide messenger RNA. RefSeq names its product putative 12-oxophytodienoate reductase 11. The record is from RefSeq and is a predicted model, not a curated record. NCBI's taxonomy places the organism in Eukaryota, Viridiplantae, Streptophyta, Magnoliopsida, Fabales, Fabaceae. Gene Ontology annotation, molecular function: oxidoreductase activity; FMN binding. The transcript has 5 exons. Bases 1 to 1095 code for a protein of 364 amino acids.